GAGAAGUCACUGUUGAAGGACAUUGAAAUCAUUCCUUAUUUUCUCAGAGCAGGAACUAACUCAAGACUGAGAAACUCUCAGGAACAUCGUUCAGGACAUUGAACAGGAUCAUCUCUGGCCCGGGAUCAGGUCCAUGAUGCUUCUGUUAAUUUUUGUUUUAGGGCUGCUGGACAGUCGCGCCCAUGGUUGGUCUCAAACCAAGAUCAUGGUGAACUCUGAUGUCCUGACGGGUACUGAUGUGAUUCUGGACUCUGGUUCUCCUCUUCAUCUGAGUUGUGAAGGUGAUGGACCAGUAACAUGGCUUCCACGACUGAAUAAACACAAACGCUACAUCUCCAAAGAAACGGGAAACAUCCGGAGUUUUCACGUGGAUAAAGCCACAGUGGAAUUUACAGGCACAUACACCUGUAGUUACAUCAGCGGAGAUAAAUCCAAUGAAUCUUCCUCUCUGCAUGUGUUUGUCAGGGAUCCACAGGUUCUGUUUGUGACUCCGAGCACACCUCUGAGUUACGUGCGGAAAGAAGGUGAAGAUCUGCUGUUACCGUGUCUACUGACCGACCCCAACGCCACAGACUUCACAUUUCGUAUGGAUAACAAUUCAGCUCUGCCUCAUGGCAUGAACAUCACCUUUGACCCCAGGAAGGGUGUUCUGAUUCGAAACAUUCACCCCGGAUAUAAUGCACAAUAUGUGUGCAGUGCGAGAGUAAGGGGAAUUGAAAAAGUGUCAAAUAGUUUCAAAAUUAACGUUGUACAAAAACUACGUUUUCCUCCGUAUGUUUUGGAAAGAAACAAGUAUGUCAAAUUGGUGGGAGAAAUACUUCAAAUCAGCUGUACUACAAAUAACCCAAACUUUAACUACAAUGUUACCUGGACGCACUCCUCAAGAAAGCUGCCUGAUGCUAAGGACAAAUCUGCGAUGUCAGGAAAUGGAAUUGCCAUUAUGAGCGUCCUCACCAUUCCAGAUGUCCGACUCUCUGAUUCAGGAAACAUCACCUGUACAGGGCAGAAUGAAGCCGGAGCCAACAGCUCCACCACUCAGCUGCUGGUUGUGGAUGAGCCCUACAUUCGACUGUCAGCGAAGCUUUCAUCUAAACUCACCCAUAACGGUCUGUCCAUUGAAGUCAGUGAUAGAGACGAUGUAGAUCUGAGGGUUCUGAUUGAAGCGUACCCCCCUCUGACAUCUCACUGGUGGGAGAUUCCAGUACCCCAUAAUGCAUCUCUCCUAGAGCAAAAGUUUUACAACUAUAACGACAGGUAUGAAGCCCUGCUGUUUCUCAAAAGACUGAACUUUCAGGAAAUGGGUCGCUACACGCUUCAUGUGCAGAACGGCAUGAGAAACGCCUCCAUUUCAUUUGAUAUUAAAAUGUAUACUCCUGUUGGCUCAGUGAAAGUGUCAGUCGAAUGCUUCAGUGGGGUGAGGUGGGCUUCCUGCUCCUCUGAGGGGGAUUCACUCUUCUUCAGCUGGACUCUGAAUGGACAACCACUACCACAAGAAAAUAAGACCACCAUUAAUCUGGAUGGGGAAACUUCUGGAAACCUCACCUGCAGCGUGAAGAACCACAUCAGUCAUGCAGAAAAGAGCAUCACUGUAAACUAUUGUACCGUCUCUCUGACGUUUGUGAUAGUGUGGACCUUACAGAUGAUAUUUCUUCUGCUUCUGUUAGGAGGCUUUCACAUCUACAUCAGAAAGCGCACCAGCACACAAACACCAGGAGAAGAAAAUCAAGAAGAUAUUGUUCUGUAUGAAAACUGAAACAAGAUUACAGAAAUACAUUAACAAACAGAAGGAGAUUUCAUCACUUAUAUGAGAAAUGAUUUUAUAAUAUCAAAGAUUUUCACAUUAAUGGAGUUUUAACCUCAAGCACCAGCCUUGGAUAUCCUGAUAUUAUUAUUGUGACUUCUUUUAAGUUCUUUAAAUGUACAGUAUUGCACGUUUGUGUCUACUUUAUCAGGUGGUUAAAAGGGAUAGUUCAGCCAAAAAUUAUAUUAAAUUCAUUAU
This is a messenger RNA of Misgurnus anguillicaudatus (oriental weatherfish), 1999 nucleotides long. The record is from RefSeq and is a predicted model, not a curated record. Lineage: Eukaryota; Metazoa; Chordata; Actinopteri; Cypriniformes; Cobitidae.